Aspergillus vadensis CBS 113365 is the source of this 2148-nucleotide messenger RNA. RefSeq names its product DEAD/DEAH box helicase. Gene Ontology annotation, molecular function: ATP-dependent chromatin remodeler activity; ATP binding. The transcript has 9 exons. The record is from RefSeq and is a predicted model, not a curated record. The coding region runs from base 1 to 2148 and encodes 715 amino acids. NCBI's taxonomy places the organism in Eukaryota, Fungi, Ascomycota, Eurotiomycetes, Eurotiales, Aspergillaceae.
AUGAACAAUCUCAAGCGCUGUUGGGAUCCUGUCCAGGAUGUAGCAAUGGACAGUUUCACUCCCUGCAAAAAAGCCCCUAAGUUAACACCACCAGACCACGUCGAUUACCUAGAAAUUCCCUCAGAGACGGACCAUGCUCCCCUGACUCCUGAAGGUUGUGUUCAGAAUAACGAGGUGGUUUGCUAUGGCGCGUUGUAUGAGGGUCGAGUCUCCCGCCGCGGAAAAAAGAUACUCUUCCAGAAGUUCUGCCGAUCGGCCGGUUCCUUGGAACGCUUCUUAGUUUUACGGAAGCAUGAAGGUUGUUUUAUAAUCCAGGACCAGGCCCUGAAUCAAUUCGCUGUUCUGGAUACGGUCACCGCUGCUGCACUUGAUGGCUUGGAAGGACUCGAAAAUAUAAUCUUUCAAGCGGUCCCGCAACCACUCAUAGGGAAUCAACCCAGCACAGGCGAGACUAUUAACGUCUCGAUCAAUAUAUACGGUCCCAUGCGACAUUAUCGGGAAGUUGGUUCUCGGCUUUCCAAACUAAAAUACAACCUUCAGCAUCCGGAUGCGAUCGAUUCUGGGGUCCGAUAUGACAACCCUCAAUAUUUCAAGCGCUCAUUCACGCAUCUAGACAUGCAUCAAUUUAUCAGACCAGUUUAUCAUGUGAAGAGAAGUCUGCAAUCAGUUUCUUCAGAGGUGGAAAGACUUCUGGACACGCUUGACGCUGUUGUCCCGGAGAGUGAUAUCCCAGCCACAGAGAAACUUCUGACACCUCUUCUCGACGGUCUCCUAAUUCACUUAAGCGACCUUCCAAGUGACCGGUCCAAGCAGUCAACUGGUGGCAUAAUAGCGGAUACUAUGGGCCUGGGAAAGACUCUCACAAUGUUAAGUGCCAUUGUGCUUUCCCUGGAGAAGGCUACCGAUUUCAUGCAAUAUACCGGCCGCUGCUUGGAAGGCGAUCACUGUGCGAUUCCGACUAAGACCACACUCGUCAUUGUACCCUCGACACGUAUUAUCAAAGAACUCUUUGAUGUCUGGAUAUCAGAAAUGGAGCGUCAUAUUGCCCCUAAUUCAAUGCACCUAUCGAUAUUCCAUGGGCACCAGAAAAAACUCGAUGUGAAGGAGUAUCUAGCAUCGGAUGUUGUGUUAACCACAUACGCGACACUGGCAAGCGAUUCUCACUGGAUUCGAACACCCGCUAGCAAGCAGUUCCGUGCAGUCACACAACUGCAAGCGUGUCAUCGAUGGUGUCUGACAGGCACGCCAAUCCAGAACAAACUCGAGGACCUCGGUUCUCUCGUGUCCUUUCUCAGGAUUCCCCCGUUUGAAAUUAGAUCUCAGGCAAAAUUUAAGGAGUACAUUAUUGAUCCGUUAUUUUCAGGUGGGAAUGACCCAAGCCAGAAUCUGCGACUGCUUCUCCGAUCCUUGUGUCUGAGGAGAACCAAGCAAGGCGGCCACAGCAUAACAGUGAAUACAGUGGUGGUAAAACUCUUAUUGUCCGCAGCGGAAAGAACUGCAUAUGAUGAGAUCCUGAAUGAAACAAAGCAUGAGAUGGAUACCCUCGUCAGCUCGAAUCUUGGAGCGCGCAAGUAUACCAAAUUGUUCACGGCCAUGCAUCGACUUCGCGUGUUAUGUGUCCAAGGCACUGCUUGUCGAAGCUGGAACUCUCGUUCAUGCUCUCCUACUCGGCCGUCUGGAAUUAAAAACUCCGAACCACGCUGCGAAAUAUGUGACGAUGAGUUCACCACGUCGUUCAAGGCUGAGUGUCUGUUCUGUCCGGGUUGCUCUCGCCUCCUUUCCGAUAUUGUUUUCUCCGCAUGGACAAAAACACUUGACAUUCUGUGCAUGAAAAUGGAAGAGUUGGGGCUAAACUACGUGCGUAUCGAUGGUGAUGUGAGUAGAUUAGAUCGAACUCGGCGCCUCCACGACUUCCGAACCUCGUCAUUAAUCACGAUUCUACUCAUGACAUACGGCACAGGCGCAGUGGGGUUGAAUCUUACCGCCGCAAAUCGGAUCCAUAUCCUUGAACCACAAUGGAACCCUUCGGUUGAAGAGCAGGCUAUCGGCAGAGCUGUUCGGCUCGGCCAGUCAAGGGAGGUGACGGUAGUGAAAUAUGUAGCCCAGCGCACUGUGGAAGAGGUGUUACAAAUUCAAGUCAUGGCAUAA